Molecule: messenger RNA, 776 nt
Organism: Alligator sinensis (Chinese alligator)
Lineage: Eukaryota; Metazoa; Chordata; Crocodylia; Alligatoridae
Gene: BOLA1
Product: bolA family member 1
Exons: 3
Coding region: 249-710 (153 amino acids)
Cellular component (GO): mitochondrion
Source: RefSeq, a predicted model, not a curated record
CAGACAGCGGGCAGGGACGCGCCUGCGUAGAGCAGGGCAGUGCCCAGGAGGAGCCAGGGUUGCAGGAGCUGCUGCCUGGAGCCCAGUUUGUCCAUGUCCUCCUUGAAGUGCCGGGCACAUAAAACAGGGGCGGGAGCGAUGGUCGCAGCUUCCAGAAGGUUUCAGGGGAGCAGAGAGCCCCGGCUGGUGCCCGUGGCCCCUCCAAGGAGCCUCUGGAUGCCACCCGGUGAAACUGCCCGGAGACAUGCAUGGCCCCCGGCGCUCGCCCCUUUCGGAUGCUUCCGGCCCGGCUGCUCCCCCUGCUUCGUACCCCUCUGCGGCUGCUCCCCCGCCUGGCCUCUUCCACCCCCAUGGCUGGGGAGAAGCCAGUGGAGGUGUCCAUCCGCUCCAAGCUGCAGCGGGAGCUGGAGCCAAGCCAGCUGGAGGUGCAUAAUGAGAGCCAUCAGCACGCUGUGCCCCCUGGCGCCGAGACUCACUUCAAGGUGGUGAUCGCCAGCUCCCGCUUCGCCGGCCUGCCCCUGCUGCAGCGCCACCGGCUAGUGAACGAGAUCCUGCAAGCUGAGCUGGCUGGCCCCGUCCAUGCCCUCUCCAUCCAUGCCAAGACCCCGGAGCAGUGGGACCAGAACGCCAGCGUGAGCCGCAGCCCUGCCUGCCUCGGUGGCUCCAAGCACGACCCGCACAUGGCUGAGAAGCUGGGAAGCCAGGGAUAGCCUGAGGGGGCAGCAUCAGUGGGGAACUGGCGGGUUGGUAACUGGAUUAUAGGCAUUGCACUCCUA